AGAGCAUCAAACAUCAUUCUGAACUCCAAAAAAGCUCACAGCAUCUACACAUACUAUACUCGCCCCCAACACUUCCCAUCAUGUCUCUGCAGUCGACUGAUAUCGCCGUGGUCUCCGCUGGGUCGGACGCCAUGUACGCCUACUUCCAAGGCAACGACACCAAGAUCUACGAGGUCAAGUCCUCGGACGGCAAGGAGUGGACCAAGAGCUCUACCGUCGUCACCGACGCGGCCAACCCCAACGGCUCCGCCAUCACGGCCUACCACGUCCAGCACGAUGGAAUGUUCGACAAGAAGUCGACGAUCCAUGUCUUCUUCUUGGACGGCAACGGCCACAUGAAGGAGAUGGUCAAGCAGCUGUCCAAGGGCGACGACUGGACAUCCGGCCAGCUGCCGGACGAGAUCUCCAAGGCCCCUAUCCAGACCUCGCGUCUGUCCAGUGGCGUGUGCCACGACGGAUCCUCUGGCGCCCACCAGUGGGCCUUCUUCACCAUGUCAACCGGCCAUCCCGAGGUGGCUGAGAUCCGCAACGGAUCCGAAAGCUCCUGGAAGUGGGUUUACCGCAAGAUCCUCCCCCAGAACCCUGCCGACGCCCUGCCGGGGACGUCCGUCGCCACCAACCUCAGCAACCCUACCACCCACCUGUUCUUCCAGGAUCACACGGGAGACAUCAACUACUACCUUGGCGGAUACGAGAGCUGGGACGACAAGAAGAUCCUGGUGACCCACGACAAAGUGCAAAUCUCUACCCCUCUUGCCGCGUGCGACUCGGACAAGCAGGACUACCCUCACAUCUUCUACGUCGACAACGGCCCCAAGUACGCCAUCCAGGACAUUGCCAAAAAGCUCAGCCCUACCAAGGUGGCCGACUUUGUGCCGGGCACGCGGUUCGGAGCAUGCAGGUUCAAGGACACCGUGUAUCUUCUGCACAAGUCCCUGUCCCACCCGACGGCCAUCUCGACCAUGGUGUUUGAUGGCUCGUCCUGGGCUGAGGGCGUCAAGGUUGUCGGCUAA
Messenger RNA from Gaeumannomyces tritici R3-111a-1, 1013 nucleotides. RefSeq lists its product as hypothetical. The record is from RefSeq and is a predicted model, not a curated record. NCBI's taxonomy places the organism in Eukaryota, Fungi, Ascomycota, Sordariomycetes, Magnaporthales, Magnaporthaceae. The coding region runs from base 81 to 1013 and encodes 310 amino acids. The transcript has 4 exons.